Messenger RNA from Aplosporella prunicola CBS 121167, 785 nucleotides. RefSeq lists its product as uncharacterized. The transcript has a single exon. The record is from RefSeq and is a predicted model, not a curated record. NCBI's taxonomy places the organism in Eukaryota, Fungi, Ascomycota, Dothideomycetes, Botryosphaeriales, Aplosporellaceae. The coding region runs from base 90 to 536 and encodes 148 amino acids.
CAUCAAUGCAAUGGCAGGUAGCAAGUAGCAAGUAGCAAGUAGCAAACAGCAGCAUCAGCAUCAGCAUCGAAAACCAAGCACACACGCCCAUGGCCAAUCCAUGCCCGAACUCUUGGAAGUUUCUUUCCUCUCCAGCAGUCUCGACUCUCGACCGCGCAAACCAGCAGCCAGCUUGCAGACACCCCUCCCCUGGCCCCCAACUCCCCCACCUCUACCUCUCUACCCCAUCCUCCAUGCCCAGCCUCAGCCUCACUCGUGCGGCGAUGCCUCCGCUCACCCCUACCCACACCCACACCCACACCCACAUCCAUACCGUGCCACCAUCCCCCAUCAUCCGAACCCUUACCCCAGCUCAGCCCAGCCCCACAACCACCACAACCACAGCAGCGUACCGCACCCGCGGGCCCAGCCAGCCUGCCUGCCUUGCGCACACACACACACGCGCGCGCGCGCGCGCAUGCAGCGUCCGCCAGCGUCCCCGCCAGCCAGCACGCACGAAAAAGCAGCAGCAGCAGCAGCAUCAGCCGCCACGCUGACAGCGACAACCCUACGCCGUACGUACGCACUCGCGCCCGUGCGACGGCGACGCCACGCGCGUGGGCGUGUGUGUCGUGUGUGUGUGUCUGUGGGUGGGUGGGCGUGUAAGCAAGCAGUGCGUGCGUGCGUGCCUUGCCCUUGCGUCAGACAGACAGACGCGUUGCCUGGGCUGGCCUGGGCUGGCUGGCGAAAUGAACCAAAACGAAACGGGUGCGUGCCGUGGGUAGGGGGUAGGGUGAGGGAAGGAG